GCGCUCCCAUUCAUUACCGCGGAGCGGAGAGAGCGCGAGCGAUCUUUCACGCGCGCAGGAGAAGAGAAAACAGCGAAAACGCGAAAACACCAAAACACGAAGCGUAGCUACGAAAAAAAAGUUACCGUGCGAAACGGACGGACUACAACCCGCAGUACCCGGAUUUACGCGUGACGUUCAGCUGCGAGGCUCAUACGGAGCGCGAGAGGACAUACGAGGGAUUUCUGUUGUAUUUUUUUUGGUUUUAUUAAUUCAUUUUUACAUUUUUUUUAUUUUUUAACGUCUGCGCGCUCGUGCUUGGACUAAAACUGGGAUUUCCUUGCGGCUGUGCAGCGCGUGCUAAAGGACACUAUCACUGCAAUUAUUAUUGUUGUUGUUAUUUUUAUUAAUAUUUAUUUUAACGAUAAUAUUUGCGAAUAUAUCUAUAUAUACAUAUUUUUGAACGCUACUAUCAUCAGUUUUCCUGGAUUUAACGUCAUUUCCCUGGAUCACACCGAAAAGACUGGACUUGGAGUACCGCGAGCCCCUGUUUUUGUAUAUGGAUGUAUAGUGUCCAGACACACAGCGCGCGCGCCGUGAGAUUUCCUGCGUGAUUCUGGGAGACGCACGCGAGCCGCACUGGCUGAUGGCGUCAGAGCUGCGGAGGAGCGCGUGUAGGUCGUCCGAUGAGACUAGAGUCCGUGCUUGCGCAGGGAGUCGCUGAUCAGGUCAGAUGGAUCGUCGCGGUCACCGCGGAGUCGCCGGAUCAGUGGCGGUGAUCCGGGAGCCGCCGGCGCCCGGGGAACGUCUGGACCUGGACCUUCCAGCCGGGGCCAUCCUCUCCUUGGAGCAGAUCCGAGCCAUCCGCUCGUCUAACGAGUACACAGAGGGUCCCGCAGUGGCGGCACGCCGGCCUCCCGCCCCGGCACCCCGUGUCAGUGACAAACACGAGAGGACUCACGAGGUUAUCCUCGUCAAUGUGAACAACAACUACGAGGCGCGGCCCGUAGCCACCAGGCCGCCCACCCUUAGCCGCUCCACCAGCAUGGGUAGCGCUGGGAGUUCCGGCAGUAGCGGAAGUGCGUCUUCGGAGCAGGGCUUGCUGGCACAGUCUCCGCAAUCGCGCCACCACCAACACCAUCAUCACCUUCACCAUCAUCACCACCACCACCAUCAACAACAACAUCAACAGCAGCAGCAGCAGCAUCAUCACAGCAGGUCGGAAAGAGCCGUUCGGACUCAGCCCAAGUCUCUAAGCUCGCCCAUGCAGCCGCUUCUGCCGGGGGACGCUCUGUUAAAGCAGCCGGCGGGACUCGGGCAGCCCCUCUCCGGAAAAAAGGGUGAGCUCUCGCCCUCGUCUCCACACCAGUUUAUCUGCGAGCGCUGCGGGAAGUGCAAAUGCAGCGAGUGCACGGCGCCCCGCAUGCUGCCCUCCUGCCUGGCCUGUAACGGGCAGUGCCUCUGCUCGGCCGAGAGCCUGGUGGAGCACGGUACCUGCAUGUGCCUGGUCAAGGGUCUGUUCUACCACUGCUCCAACGACGAUGACGACGGGGACUCGUGCGCAGACCGGCCGUGCUCCCUGUCUCGCCCCCGCUGCCUUCCUCGCUUCCUCUGCAUGGGCCUGAUGGCGCCUCUGUUCCCCUGCCUGCUCUGCUACCCACCGGCUAAAGCCUGCGUGAAGGGCUGCCAGCACCUCCACGACCGGGUGAACCGGCCGGGCUGCCGCUGCAAGAACUCCAACACCGUCUACUGCAAGCUGCAGGGCUGGGGUCAAGGCCAAGCUCACGGACUUGGGCAGGGAAAGCCCUCCUGAGACUUUGAUUUGCGCUAAAAUGUGCGCAGAGGAACUGAUUAAGGGCCGGUUGAUUGAUAAAUCGAUUGAUCGAUCGAUUAAUCGAAUGGUUAGUCCGACCGAAGCUGGUGCCCGCUGUAGCCCCGCCCACCCCGAUCCAGGGAGGAAGAGGACGGACAGUGACGAUGGUGAACGCCAUCAGAACUCUUCUAUGAACCGGUCGCCUCUUCCUUGCCUGGUCUGCUGCUAGGAGAAUGGAGAAUGAAAUAAAACCACUUUGUUGUCACUUCUGACAUCUUAUUUUUUUAUUUUAUUUUAUUUUUCUUUUUAACAAACCAGUGUUUGCCUUAACUGACUCUGGGACUGCUCAGCUACUACGACUAAAAGUGGAGGAAAUGAAUUAACGGGAGCAAAAAAAACGGAAUGGUGCUGCGGGUUUUCCGAGAGAGAGAGAGAGCGAGCGAGAGCGACCGAAUCUGUGAAGGACUGUCUAGCCAGACCAUAAUAAUAUGUAGCUGUUACCAGAUCUCCCAUAGCAACCUGGUAUUGUUUGACGAGGGGUUGCGGUAAACUGGGACCCCGUCGCCGUGCACGUCGUCUCCGGGGAAACGACCCUCCCUCUCAUAGUAUUCCCGACGGAAAAAAAAACACACAAGCGGCAUUCCGGACAGAAUUCCGGACGGAUGUCUUUCCUUCGCUACCCAAACACUUAACUCAAACACUCCGUGGCAUUCUGACUUUUUUUAUUUCUAUUUGUUUGUCUUUUCCUUUUCCCCUCAUAUUUUUGUAAAUUGUAUGUUCAAAUUCAUAAAGAGAAAAAAAUAUUCCGGCUAUUUUUUAAAGAAAACGAAAAAGAAAAUGUCUGUUAAAACUUUUUUUUGUCAUUGUAAAAAAAAAUAUUUAUUAAGUGAAGCUCUAUUAUUUUAUGAUAUUUAUUGCAAAAGACAGUCUUAGAUUUACUCAUGUCUGAAUAUAACAAAAUAUCAAUACUGAAAAAAUUAAAGGGUGACACAAAAGAAAUGCUAUGUUAACUUUACUGCAGAAAUAUAUUAAUUAACGAAAAAUA
Molecule: messenger RNA, 2837 nt
Organism: Astyanax mexicanus (Mexican tetra)
Lineage: Eukaryota; Metazoa; Chordata; Actinopteri; Characiformes; Acestrorhamphidae
Gene: spry1
Product: sprouty homolog 1, antagonist of FGF signaling (Drosophila)
Exons: 2
Coding region: 713-1792 (359 amino acids)
Biological process (GO): animal organ development; negative regulation of MAP kinase activity; multicellular organism development
Cellular component (GO): membrane; cytosol
Source: RefSeq, a predicted model, not a curated record